Molecule: messenger RNA, 2537 nt
Organism: Acyrthosiphon pisum (pea aphid)
Lineage: Eukaryota; Metazoa; Arthropoda; Insecta; Hemiptera; Aphididae
Product: alpha/beta hydrolase domain-containing protein 17C
Exons: 3
Coding region: 448-1314 (288 amino acids)
Biological process (GO): protein depalmitoylation
Cellular component (GO): plasma membrane; endosome membrane
Molecular function (GO): palmitoyl-(protein) hydrolase activity
Source: RefSeq, a predicted model, not a curated record
ACUUGUUCUUUUACGGCAUUGUGUUCGAGUCCGCGAUUGAUAAGCGGUUCCGUGACGUAAUCGCAGCAGCAGAAUCGACGACACUCCGCUAGUCCGCUAUGCGUAUCAACGAAAUUCCUAGUCGCAACACGGCAUGAUGACGACGGUGAUGUACUGAUGUCACAGUUCUCGAUUUUUGUUUGAUAUUAUUAUUUUGAAAUGUUUUUCCCGAGAGCGUCGUCCUAGUGCGGUGUGAAAUUGUUGUUGAUGUUGUAGUGUUGUCGUAGUAGUAGCCAGGUAGGUGCGUAAGUAGUUCCCGUCUUUCGAGUUUGUGGUGCGAAAACUCAGAUUUUGUGCGUGACUGAUCGCCGCCGACUCUCCUCGAACGAUUUUUUGUUCGUUUCGUUCCGUUUAUCGCCAUCGCUCCUCGUCCGCGUUUCCGUUAUCGUCCCACCUGAUGUGCUUGCAAUGAACGGGAUGACGUUCAGCGAGUUGAUGUACCUGUUCUGCUGCCCACCCCUGCCAUCCCGUAUCGCCGCCAAGCUGGCGUUCCUUCCGCCACCAAUUACUUACGACUUCACGCCGGUCGACAGUGGUGAGACCAAGUACCAUAUCAAGUUCAACGACAAGGCCGAGUGGCAGUACACUGACAGUGACGUGCAGAACAUUGAGGGAUUCUACGCUCGCACGUCCCGUGGAAAUCGCAUAGCGUGCAUAUUCGUGCGAUGUUGUCCCAAUGCCCGUUACACCAUACUAUUCUCACAUGGAAACGCAGUCGACUUGGGCCAAAUGAGCAGCUUCUACCUGGGACUGGGUAUGAGAAUCAACUGCAACAUAUUCAGCUACGACUAUUCCGGUUACGGCAUAAGCAAGGGUAAGCCGACCGAGAGGGACUUGUAUGCGGACAUUGACGCUGCUUGGCAAACAUUGAGGACCACCUACGGCAUCAGCCCCGAGAACAUUAUACUGUACGGCCAAAGCAUUGGUACCGUGCCCACUGUCGACUUAGCGUCUAGAUAUGAAGUGGGAGCUGUAGUCCUUCAUUCGCCUUUGACAUCCGGCAUAAAAGUAGCGUUUCCUAGGUCCAAAAGGAAAUGGUUCUUUGACGUGUUUACCAGUAUCGAUAAGGUAUCAGAAGUUAACUCACCUGUGCUCGUCAUACACGGAACACACGACGAAGUAAUUGAUUUUUCACACGGUGUCGCUAUUUAUGAAAAAUGUCCUAAAGCAGUUCCACCAUUAUGGGUUGAGGGUGCUGGACACAAUGAUGUAGAAUUGCAUAAUGUUUAUUUGGAAAGACUUAAACAAUUUGUUACUACUGAACUGCUCAACUGACAUUUAAUUGAAAAAAAAGAUGCAGAUACAUCGAAUGGACAAUCGCCCAAUAUGGUAACUAAUGGCUCAGCGACUGAGAAAUUACUUUGGUAAUUUUUUAUUAUUACAUCUAAUACUAUAUUAGUGUAUAAUUUGUAUAAUAUUUAUCAUAUUAAAUAUUAAUCGUUCAUACUAUUUUAUCAUCCAUUACAAUUCAUGUACAAUAUUUUUUUUUGUUAAUCAUUUGCUUAAUCGUUAUUAUUAAGUCAUGACUAUAUAACACUAUUCCUAAACAAGUAUUUUGAAGUUUAAACAAUAUAUUUAAUAUUUAUAUAUAAUAUGACUUGUGUAUUAUAAUAAUUAAAAUAAUGUAUCAGUGUUUUUUUUAUCAAAUUAUUAAAUUAUUGUAUGUUUAUUAUUAUUAUUAUUAUUAUUAUUUAUUAUAGGUUAUAUUUGAUUAGGUUUAUAAAUUAUAUUAUAGAUUUAUCGUUUAUACCUAUGAUAUUUAUAUUAUCAUUAUUAUUAUUAUUAUUUUAAUACAGUAGAGUACCUAUUAACCGAAUUAAUAAUUCUUAACUUUGUGUGAAAUGUGAAUUUUAAACCUUUUUUCCCAAGAAAAUUCGAAAAAACAUUUUUAAGUAAAAUACUACAUUAUUGGAUUAACAACCAAUCCAAGUUUAGCCAAAAAAUUGGUGCUCUGCUGUUGAGUUUAUUUAUAGUUAACUAGUACUGUUUUAAUUAAUACAAAUUAUGAAUAAUGGUUUCGUACUUGUUAAAACACUAGACAUGACUUGAGUAUAAUAUUUAAAUGUAUAUUAUUAUAUCAAGCGUUUUAAAAAAAAAAAUUAUUGCAAUUUUAUAUUGUAAUUUUAAUUAUAUAUUAAGUUGAACAAAACAAAUAUUUUUUACACGCACAUUGUUUUGUAUCAUAUUUUUUGAAUUCAAACAUGUUAUAAUAUAUUAUAAACAUUUAUUAUAAUAUUGAUAAAAAAAAAAAACAUUGAUACUUUCAAUGUUUUUGUGGCCUUAUAAUAUAUUUCAUGUACCUUCUUCAAUGUAAUUUGUAUGAAAUUAAACACUAUUUCUCAUAUAAUAUAACUUAUUAAUUGUACAUUAUUAAAUACUAUUGAUUUUAUAAUAUAUGUAAAGAUGAAUGGUGAUGUAUAGCUGUAUUUCGCGACUAUUAUAUAAGUUGCCGAAUAAAUAAAAACAUUGUUAUUUGGAAAAACAAUUUUAUAUUUGUA